Messenger RNA from Paramisgurnus dabryanus, 312 nucleotides. Lineage: Eukaryota; Metazoa; Chordata; Actinopteri; Cypriniformes; Cobitidae. The record is from RefSeq and is a predicted model, not a curated record.
AUGUCUGGAAGAGGCAAAGGCGGUAAAGGACUCGGAAAAGGAGGCGCUAAGCGUCAUCGUAAGGUUCUACGUGAUAACAUCCAGGGUAUCACCAAACCCGCCAUCCGUCGUCUCGCUCGCCGUGGUGGUGUCAAGCGUAUCUCCGGUCUGAUCUACGAGGAGACCCGCGGUGUGUUGAAGGUGUUUCUGGAGAAUGUUAUCCGUGACGCCGUCACCUACACCGAGCACGCCAAGAGAAAGACCGUCACCGCUAUGGAUGUCGUGUACGCGCUGAAGAGACAGGGACGCACACUGUAUGGUUUCGGAGGUUAA